AUGGCACCAUCACAUUUGAAGAACUCAAAACUAGGAUUAAACAAAGUUGGCUCCAAUCUAAUGGAAUCUGAGAUCAAGGAACUCAUGGAUGCAGCUGAUACAGACAGCAGUGGGACGAUAGAGUAUGGUGAAUUUCUUGCUGCAACAUUGCAUUUGAAUAAGAUGGAGAGAGAGGAAAAUUUGCUUACAGCCUUCUCUUAUUUUGACAAAGAUGGAAGUGGGUACAUCACCAUGGAUGAACUUCAGCAAGCUUGCAAAGAUCUUGGUCUAAGCGACACUACUCAGCUGGAUGAAAUGAUCAAGGAAAUCGAUCAAGACAAUGAUGGGCGCAUAGAUUAUGCAGAAUUUACCGCAAUGAUGAGGAAGUCGGAUGAUGGGAUGAGAAGUAGCAGAUCGAUGAAGAAAGGGAGUUUGAACUUUGAUUUGGCAGAAGCGCUUGGCAUUGAUAAUAAUACUAACCAAUCAAAAGAUUAA
Lactuca saligna is the source of this 474-nucleotide messenger RNA. The record is from the annotation of a GenBank genome assembly. NCBI's taxonomy places the organism in Eukaryota, Viridiplantae, Streptophyta, Magnoliopsida, Asterales, Asteraceae.